GGUUGAGGGAGCUUGACGCUCUGGGGUUGCCAGGGUGACGGGGAUACAACAUGGCGCGCUGACAAGUUCUCGGCGCCGGGAGCGGAGGGUGGGGGGCCCUGGCGCUUCAGAGAGGACCCUCGCCGCCCCACACCCCCCUCCCCACCGGAGGGCACGCGCGGGGAAAGCGAGCGGAGGAUGAACAAAUAUAAAACGAUUGGUAAGAUUGGCGAGGGAACAUUUUCUGAUGUUCUGAAGGUACAAAAUUUCAAAGAUGGACAAUAUUAUGCAUGUAAACAAAUGAAACAGCAUUUUGAAAGUAUCGACCACGUGAACAGUAUGAGAGAGAUACAAGCACUAAGGCGACUGAAUCCACAUCCAAAUAUCCUCACGUUGCAUGAAGUGAUAUUUGACAAGAAAGCCGGUGCUGUGGCUUUGAUAUGUGAACUCAUGGACAUGAACAUUUAUGAACUGAUCAAAGGGAGGAAAAAACCAUUUCCCGAAGGAAAAAUAAUGAAUUAUAUGUAUCAGUUAUGCAAGUCUCUUGAUCACAUGCACAGGAAUGGGUUAUUUCACAGAGAUGUAAAACCAGAAAACAUAUUAAUAAAGCAGGAUCUUCUGAAGCUUGGAGAUUUUGGUUCCUGCAGAAGUAUACACUCCAAACAGCCUUAUACAGAGUACAUCUCUACGCGCUGGUACAGGGCACCUGAAUGUCUUCUCACAGAUGGGUACUACAGUUAUAAAAUGGACAUGUGGAGUGCUGGCUGUGUGUUCUACGAAAUUGCAAGUUUCCACCCACUCUUUCCUGGAUCUAAUGAACUGGACCAAAUAUCAAAAAUCCAUGAUAUUGUAGGUACUCCUCCCAAGAAGAUUCUUAAUAAGUUCAAACAGUCACGAGUGAUGAGCUUUGAUUUUCCCAUCAGAAAAGGAAAAGGAAUCUCUCCAUUUAUGCCUAGCUUGUCAAACAAGAGCCUAACUCUUAUGUAUGCAAUGAUACAAUAUGAUCCUGACGAGAGGAUCUGUGCCCAUGAAGCCCUACAGCACCCUUACUUCAGAGAAUUAAGGUUGGCAGAGAAACAAGCUUUGACCAUACGCAGAAGAAUGAGAUUAGCAGAAAACCCAUUAGAAAGGGAGACUCUCAGCUUGCGUCGUAUUUCAAAGGAGGAUCAAAGGCAGAACUUUCUUAGGAGAGCCCAAGAGAAUCCACUGGGACGUCGUGGAUUUCCCUAUUCAGUGGAGUUGCCCAAACUGGCUGUUCCUGAAGUAACCAACUUGACUUCUUACCCUAAUCCUCCAUUUCAGUCAGUUUUUCCUCUCCCAGCAACCAACGGGCAAGUCCAAGUGUUACACCCCAUAACAUAUUUUGGGACACACUGCAAGUCUGAAAGACAGACGGAAUUUAAAUCUCCUGUGAAACACUACCACUUGCCUGCUCUGGGAAGAAGAGGUGGUUACUGAUGGACUAAGAAUCCCUUGUGCUCGCCAAUACUUUUGAAAGGUACACUAACAGCAACAGUGCCUUAUCUUCUCAAAUGCUGCAGCAAGAUGCUACAAUAUUAUUAUUUUUGUGCUUAACUUUUU
This is a messenger RNA of Lacerta agilis (Sand lizard), 1560 nucleotides long. It is a transcript of the gene MOK, whose product is annotated as MOK protein kinase. Gene Ontology annotation, biological process: intracellular signal transduction; protein phosphorylation. The record is from RefSeq and is a predicted model, not a curated record. NCBI's taxonomy places the organism in Eukaryota, Metazoa, Chordata, Lepidosauria, Squamata, Lacertidae. Gene Ontology annotation, cellular component: cytoplasm; nucleus. Gene Ontology annotation, molecular function: ATP binding; protein serine/threonine kinase activity. The transcript has 12 exons. Bases 178 to 1437 code for a protein of 419 amino acids.